AUGGGGUUUUCUGUCCGCUGGAAUUGGCUCGCCACACUUUUAUGCCUCCUCUGUAUGGGUAAGACACAAUAAUCUAACAUCACGACAAACAUGUGCAGAUAUAAAUGGACUUAUGCAAACUUUGGCUACCUGUUUAUAUCAAGAUGUUUUCAACUUUAUUAAUUCAGUUUCUUCUCUUUGAUUUUUUAUCAUAGUUUGGCUGUAAAGGUUCACAUUAAAAAGGAAAACUUAAAUAUUUCAGGUUUUUCAUUGACUUAACAUGAGCAAUUGGUCAAUAGAGAAGCUUAUUUAUAACAACAUUGUAUCUUGUAAUUUGAUUCAGGUGUUAAAAGGAGUUAUCAGUCAAUAUUCUAUUUCUAGUCUAAAUGUUGAAUUUCUGAAGUGUACUGCAAAUUUCCCCACCAUGGGAUGAAUAAAGGUUUAUCUCAUCUAAUGAGACUGACCAUCUGUUUUUAAAGCAAUGCUUUUUCAUGCAGCCAAAAUGUAUUUGUCUCUCUAACCUGUUUCUUUGAUAUUUUUCAGGAGGUGAAGUGUGGUGUGAUUGCACAAUAACAAACAGAAUGCAAAUUGAAGGUGGUAGUUACACCCUGACUAAGCAGCUGCAAACUGGCAGUCUGAUGAUCUACCACUGUGAUGAGGGUUACCAUCCAUAUCCUGAUUCGUUCCGUCUGUGCCAGCUCAAUGGCAGUUGGAAACCAGCACCUAGAAGAUCCCAGAGAUGCAGGCGUGAGUGACGUGUCAAAGAUGUGUCUCACUUUGCAUGUAGCUGCCUAGCCCUGCAUAGUAACCUAAACACUUUUGUUUGACAGUGGUUGAAUGCCCAGACCCAAAUGUGCUAGAGUAUGGAACCGUCACUCCUCUACAAGAGAAGUACUUUGUGCACAAUCUGACAACAUAUGAGUGCUACUCUGGAUACUCAAUGCGAGGCUCAGACAAACGAACUUGCUUACCAAAUGGCAAGUGGAGCGGCCCAACUCCUAUCUGUAGCCGUGACAGUAAGUAACCUGCUGAACAAGAAUCAAAGUCAACAUUUUCUUGGAGUUUCCACAACUUGAAUGAGAUUUUGCCUUUUUUCUCUUUUUUUAUGCUUUCUUUUUUCGUCACAGCCGAUGAUGUCUGUGCAGACCCUGGUAUCCCAGCUGGCGCGGCAAGAAUAGGGAACAUAUUUGACGUUGAUGACAAAGUUAAAUACAGCUGCAAUGGCAACCUGAUUAUGGUUGGGUCAAGUGAGAGAGUGUGUCAGGAGAACGGCCAGUGGACGGGCAUCGAACCAGCCUGCUACUGUGAGGAAAACAUGAUUGUUGUUCAUGCGCUGAAUCUUUCCAUCGAUCUGAAAUGUAUAAUUAGUCUUUCUUUUUGUCUUUUUGUGGCUUUUCCUUUUGAUAGACAAAUACACAUAUGACUCUCCACUGGAGGUUGCAGAGGCGUUUGGCAGCUCCAUCAGAAACAGCCUCACCACUUUACAGCCAACAGGUAAGUUACUAACUCAGUCAUUGACAUUAUUUAAAGCUUUAUGUUAUAAGUUUUGUUGUUAAUCAAAUUAUCAAAACAUCUGCCUGUUUUACAUGAAUAGUACAUGCGAGCAGUGAGGCCGAUGCCCAUCUUUAUAACUAAAAGCAAUUAAUGUGCUUUUUAAUGACAUACCACAAACAGCCAGAAAAAUGAAGGUGCUAACUGGACCCAAAAAAUGUUCCUUAGAGUGGUGAACCCAAAAUAAUCUUUUUCAUUAAAGUUCUCUAAAGAAUUAAAUAAUUUUCCCAAAUGCUUCUUUAGAGAGCCGACAAAGGUUCUAUCAAAAACAUCAACAAAUGGUUCUUUGAAUACAAUAAAUGAUGCUCUGAAGAACUUUAGGAAAAAGGUUCUCAAUGGACCCUUUUUUUUUUGCCCAAAAUGUUUCAAUAAAGAAUCCUUUUCUGAUGGUUUCAGAUAUGGUUUCAAUAUUAUUUUCAGUCUAUUUCAUAAAUGUCAAAAAAUUGCCUUACAUGAGCUUCAACCACCAAAAAUGUGAAUAUGACAUAGACUUGAAACUAAUAUUUUCAUUGUUUGUUCAGAUGACACACAGGAGGGGAGGAUAAUCAGGAUAACAAAAAAUGGGACCCUUAACAUUUACAUCGCAGUGGAUGUUUCUGAGAGUAUUGAGAAGGAUGAAUUUGAAAAUGCCAGGAAUGCUGUUUUGCAACUUAUCAGAAAGGUAAGACACAAGCAAAUUUUAUUUUUGAAAGAAAAUGAGAGAAACAACCCUCGAAAUAAAUCAGCGCUUAUCCAAAAUGGAGGAUAAUUACCAUUUUAAGGGAUAGGCUGCCCACAAUAAACAGAAUUUGCAAACAGUCAGCAACAAAGUGUUGGGGUUGGGGAUGCUUGUUUGAUGAUAAUUGGUAGUGCUGAUAGUGUGCUCAGUUUGAAAGGAUGCACAAGGGGUGAAAACACAGACUGCAGCUGAUGGAUGCUGGCAAUAAAUCUUCACCGCUUGAUCAAUGAAUUUAGCUCGCGGGGAAAAAAUAAGUUGUAUUAGAAGUGACAGUAAAAGGAAAGUAUUUGGUACUGAUCAGAGUAAAUACUGAGAAACUGAAGCACACUUGCAGUAAAUCAGCAGUCAGUCACUAUCCUGAUCCUGAUGAGACCUUUUAAUAAUGUGACAGUUUUUGAAUAAUUAAUUGUUGAUAAUUUGUUUUAUUAUUGAUUAAUUAUUUGACUGAUUUGUUUGUUGCUCUUUGGGUCACCACCAACAUCUUGAUUUUUUUUCAUUAGGUUCUGGUUUUAAUUCUUUUAAGUCUUUGUUUUGAGCUUUAAUUUAGUCAGUGAUUUUUUUUAUGCUAGUAUUUUUAUUUCUUUUGGGAGAAUGUUUAGUUUCAGUUUGCUCUGUUUUGGUUCUAGUAUCAGAUUUUCUUUCUUUUUUUUCUUUAUUCUAAUACCUUUUUAGAGGAAAGAAUAAAAUGGUGCAGAGAAGUUAUUAGGGAGAAAAAACUCAAGAUAUCAUACAGUUUUAAAAAUGUGUUAAAACACAAAUGAUGGACAACUAUAGAAAGAUGUGUUUCCAUGUGUUUGUUUAUCCCUGUCUUCACUCUGUAAUACUCUCCAUGGGUUUGCAGACACAGCAGGUUUUGGGUUGUAUCUGUCAUGAUAAAAAAUCUGUUAGGAAAGGUGUUUUUUGCACUUGUAUUUAAAGUUCGAGCUGACAGAUGAAGUCUUUUAUAUCAUCUGACACACUUUUAGAAGCACAUUUGGCGCAGCACACUCUUUGCAUGUACAAACAGAAUCUCAUCCCACUUGGCCGCCAACAGCCCAUUAGGAGUAAAUUUAAUCAUGAAUUACCCCGUCAUAAUCUUGACUGAUGCUUCUUGGCGAGGGCCUCUUGGCUAGUUGUCAAUGCACACUGCAGGAUUCUCUUUCUGCUGAUAAAUGUAUUGAUUUCUCCACAUAAUAACAACCAUAAGCAGUUUGGUGCAUACAGAGGUGUUACUGUAACAAAAUAUGUAAGAGCAGCUCCACAAGUUUAGAUGCAUUCAGAAAAAGUGUUUAAAGAUUUUGUAAUGCUGUUCGUUUGUAUUUAACUGCUAUGUUAUUUUCCCACAGAUUGCAUCCUUCAGCGUGACUCCAAACUAUGAUAUCAUCUUUUUUUCAUCUGAAGUCCAGGAGGUUGUCAAUAUUCUUGACGCUUUUGGUGGCAAUGUUCAACAAGAAAGCAGCGUGACUAAAUUGAAAGAUUUUCAGAUAGGCGGUGAGUCAAGCUUGACCACAUUUCAGACAUCUUUGAUAAAUAAACAGUUGAUGGAUUUCUUGUUUCAUGCUGUGUGUUUUGACUUAAAGACAGAAACGCGGGAACAGAUUUGAACCUUGCCUUUACAACCUUCUUGGAGCGUAUGGCCAUCAUUAAGCAACGAGUUGGAGAUGAAGCUUUCAAGGAACAUCGUCACGUCAUUCUUAUGUUUACAGACGGUGAUUUUUUUCCUCUUGUUGUAUUUUACAAACAAUUCGAAAAAUUAACUUAAAAAAAACAAGAUGAUGUAUCAUGUGUUUCUAUUUUGGAUCUAAAGGUGGUGACAGACUAGCUUUGUAAUGACAUACAGUUUAUGCAUUUUCCAAAAUCAAGCUAUCCCUUUAAUUUGUUAAAAAUGAUCAAUUUAGUCAUUUUUUUUUUCUUACCACUGGUUGACUAAGCAUGUGAGAGAAUUUGAUUUAGCACCUAUUUAAGCAUUUUACCACAAUGUCUUUUUUUUCCUCACAGGGGCUUAUAACAUGGGUGGCUCACCUCGGUACACAGUGAAAAAUAUUAAAGACAUGGUUUACAUGAACCAAGCAGAAGGAACGAACGCUCAGUCUAGAGAGGAAUAUCUUGGUGAGUUGUAUUUUUAAGGAAGCAAUGUGUGGGCUUCAGGUGAAUAAUCGAUCAGUGAGAUCUGAAACCCCAUAUAACUGCCUGUCAUAAAAUAUGUUUAACACAACCAAGUUAGCUCUACUGAUAAUACCACAUUUCCCUCUGUUCUAGACAUUUAUGUUUUUGCCAUUGGAAACGACAUCUUUGAUGACGACCUGAUACCCCUCACAACAGGGUCGGGUGGCAAGCAUUACUUCAGAUUGAGCGACACUAAAGACUUAGUAAAGACUUUUGAUGAAAUCAUCGGUAAGUGAUCUCUGAGAAUGAAAAAAUGUGAUUAGUAAAAUUUGGUACACUUAAGGUAAAUGAUUUGUAAAAAUAAUUUUAAAAAUGAUGAUAGCUGAAACAAUGACAUUUCCCACUGAUAUAACCUCAAGUAUUUAUACAUGUUUGUACAUGAACAACAUUGAAUUUGAUAUUUGUUUUUUUCAUUCAGAUGAGAGUGAAGUAAAGGGUCUGUGUGGUCUUCAUAAAGAGUAUGAAACAGAAAACCAGAGGAAUAGGUUUCCAUGGUGGGCAUCUAUUCACAUCCAGGUAAAUAUUUCAUUGUUUCUUUCAGCAUCACAUGUUAGACCAUACAAGGCUAUAUAUAGUUGGACUGUGCAAUUUUGGAGAAAGCUAGUUGAUGAGAUCACACUUGUAAAGUCAUCUCAAAAUAUUGUUCAGCCAAACAUUUGUUUUGUUUUAUUUUUUGGAUUCCAUUAGCUGCUACAAAGGAAGCAACAUGAGCAAAUGAACAUAGAGCUAAUGUGGCAAAAUUAGGCUACUUGUUUAAAAAUUAAUUCACCAAAACAGAAUAAAGGACAGAAAAAUAGACCCAACCAAUGCCCAAGAACAGAGCCCUGAGGUCUACCACAUUUCAAAUCCUAAAUUUUAAUCUAAUGCUUUUUUUCUAAUGCACUGUCAUCAUUAGAAGUAAAGUUGAUAAACAUAUUUAGAAAUAUUAGGCUCAAUAUUACACAAGUGGGAAAGUCCAUCAGGUUUCAUGGAAAAUUUGGUCGAUUUUCAACAACCACCAAUGUUUUUUUUUUUGUUUAACUUUAAAGUGCUGCUUGAUGAUGUGUGGUGAUUGUUUUAUUUAUUAUCUGUUUCAGACCGACAGCGGUCCAACGAAAUGCCUUGGCUCUCUGGUGUCCCCUCAGUUUAUUUUGACUGCAGCUCACUGCUUCCCAUUCGGGGUUACGCCUGAAGCUAUCACUGUAGAAAUUGGCCAUAGUAUAGGUAAUGGUUUUUCUUUAUUGAAUAUUUUUUUAAAAUGUGCUUUAGAAACCUAAACAUGACAUACUUGUAGUAAUUACUCUCAAAAGUUCCUCAGUAUAAUAUCCAUUUAAUUUAUAGAAACUAAAUUGAAACUGCCGACCUUUCAUCAUUUGUCAUUUCUACUCCAUCGCCAACUAUUUUUAUUUCUACAAUAAGUUUGGUGACAUGAUUCUCCAGUUCAACAGUUCUGGUCUCUCUUUUACAGUGAAGGGAGUAAGGACUCUCACAUUACAUCCAAACUACAAUGUUAAUGGAAAAGCGGAUGAGGGUGUGAAGGAGUUUUAUGACUAUGAUGUGGCUCUCAUCCAACUAAAGGCGGAUGUUGACAUCUCUAUUUCUGUUAGGUGAGAACUUGUGUACUUUAAACACUGUGUAAUAGAUCAGUAAUAUUUAUAAAAUAUUUAUAUACUUUUAAUAUUAGAUCAAGUUGAUAGGAACAUCAUUCUUUCAAGACUGUUUUUUAAUAUCUCCUCAGACCUAUUUGCAUACCUUGCACCCAGGAGACCAGUGAUGCUCUACAACUGGCUGGAAAGUCGACCUGCAAGCAACAAGGUGAGGCAACUGUAAAGUGCUGCAUUAACACACCGCUUGUGAACCACCCACCUCACUCUAAUGCCAUCAUGUAAUGUACUGUCAAUAUUGUGGGCUUGCAGUAAACCCAAAGGUACAAUGACUUGUUUUUGUUUUUGUAUUUCAGAGCAGCUUCUUUUAAAGAAUCAAAAAGAAAGACUCUCUUUCCUGACCAAGCAGGGGAAUACUGUACAUGAAAAAAGUAUGCACGUAAAGCUUGGAGAUAACGUAAGUAUCAGAUCGUUGAACUGUGUUGUGCAAAACAGAAUUUGUCUGUAUUGUAUGUCUAUCUUCAUUUUCACUUUAAACCCCCAAUUUAUGGCUGCUUGAUGAUGUCUUUCCCUACAUAAACACGCAGAGAGACAGCUGUAUCAGACACGCACUCGAAGCAGACGGCAUAACUACAACGGACCCAAAAGUUCCAGUGACUGAUAACUUUCUGUGCAGUGGUGGUGUUUUUCCUGACAGAGAUCAUAUAGCGUGUAAAGGUAUGUUCAUGUAUCCCCCUGUAUAAAGUCAUUCUAUUUCUUUUUUUUAAUGAGAAGUGCCAUUUAAUCAUGAAAAGUUCUAUGAAAUGACUUCAAAGUGUGCACAAACAUGUUAAAUACAUUCAUGUAAUCGCCCUAGUGAAAGCAGCAAUAGUAUUCAAACACAAGGUUUGCCUUUCAAUGAGGAGUUUUUAAGUGGUUAAGACACAGAUUAAAACUACUACUAAUGCUUUUUAUGAUUUUUGAAAGCAAACAAGGCCAUCAGCAGACAAGGCAGAAAAAAUUUUGGUUAUAAUUUCUGUGCGUGAAACUGCAGGAAGGGAGGCAGGGCUAAGACAAGAUGAUUGAUGAUUGGUACUGGUGUCUUGUUGAUUCAGAAAAGCAAAACAGUUUCUUUCAUAAUUUCAAGACAAUUAUCUCAUUUACUCAGUAAAACAUUUUUAUUUUUUCAAGUAAAUGCAAUGUACUUACAUCAUUUCCCCCCUUCAUUUCGUAUAUAUGAAGCUCUGUGGUUUCUGAUCAGUGACAGACAACAUUUGUUUUGAGCGUAAUGUGGGUAACUGUUUUAUGUUGGGACAGGUGACUCUGGAGGCGCUGUGUUCAAGAACUACGAACAUCGCACAGUACAGGUGAGUAGACACUAAAAUAGAGCUGAAUGAGUCAACUUUAUCUGGUGGUAAAUAUUUCCUCAAGAGAGAAAAAGCUCCGUAAAAAAAAAACAUACUGAGAAGUUCUUGUUCAGUGUGAACAUCAACUGUGAAUUUCUUUCGCAGGUUGCUCUUGUGAGCUGGGGAACGAAGGAAAAAUGUACUUCAGGUGGUGUUGUGGAGUCCGAUGAGUCUUCAAGAGAUUUCCAUAUAAAUCUUUUCAAGGUUGUGCCUUUCCUCAAAUCAGUCCUUGGACAGGAUCAGGAUUACUUCACACCACUUCAGUUCUUGGAGGACUAA
This is a messenger RNA of Xyrichtys novacula (pearly razorfish), 7640 nucleotides long. NCBI's taxonomy places the organism in Eukaryota, Metazoa, Chordata, Actinopteri, Labriformes, Labridae. The record is from the annotation of a GenBank genome assembly.